AUGUCAACUCAACCGGAAAUCGUCCCAGUUCAGGAAGAAGUUCAAGAAGACGCCGCCAUCCCACCGAUCGUCGAGAAGAAGACCCGCGGACCAGCCACUCAGCCCAACAAGGCUACUCUUCGCUUCCAGCUGAAGGAGGCUCAGGAAUUGUUGGUAAUUCGAGAUGAGGAGAUGAGAAUCCUCGCCGAUCAGCUCGUCGAUAGAGAGGCUGAUGUAGAGCAGUUUGAGAUGAAUCUCACCAACACAUAUCAAAUCAACAAAGGACUGAGAAAGUUAAUUUCGGAUGGGAGCGAGGUUGUAGCCCAUAUGAAGAAGGCUGCGAAGACUGCCGCGAAGAAAGAGAGAAUUAUGAAGAGGAAAUUGGUGGAAGCGGAGGCAGAAGCAACGCUUUUGAAGAAGGAUAAUAGAAAGUUGAAGAAGGGGAAGAAGAGAAUGGAGGAGAAGAUAAAGGAGCUGGAAGAGAAGGUUGGGAAGGGAUCGAUGGAAGGAAUGGAAGAUCCCACCAAUGUGCUCCAGUCCAAGGAGAACUCGUCGUCCAAUUCAAAAACGAUGGAAGCCUAA
Molecule: messenger RNA, 561 nt
Organism: Caenorhabditis remanei
Lineage: Eukaryota; Metazoa; Nematoda; Chromadorea; Rhabditida; Rhabditidae
Exons: 3
Coding region: 1-561 (186 amino acids)
Source: RefSeq, a predicted model, not a curated record